This is a messenger RNA of Ostrinia furnacalis (Asian corn borer), 1125 nucleotides long. RefSeq lists its product as uncharacterized. The transcript has a single exon. The record is from RefSeq and is a predicted model, not a curated record. The coding region runs from base 1 to 1125 and encodes 374 amino acids. Lineage: Eukaryota; Metazoa; Arthropoda; Insecta; Lepidoptera; Crambidae.
AUGCACAUAGAGUGUGUAAAUAUUCCCGAGUGCAGAUUCUACAACACUAUGACGUCGGAGCACAAGAGCAGGUGGAUAUGCCCAGAAUGCGUCUGUAGCCAGCGGAAGGGGGGUGACAACACCGAGACGCCGGUCAAGUCCUCGGAGGUCAGCCAUGUAACCACCCGUCGGGCGGCCGCGGCGGCCCGCACGGAGAGUCUGGACGAGACGGGGAUGUCUCUGGAUGAUGACACCCAGACAGCGGAGGAACAGAGCAUCGAGGAGAAGGUACUUCCGGCGACUGGCGGCGUCCAGCCAGCUCUGGUUUCGCUAAACGAGGCCGUCCGGAGCAUGAUGAGCGAGCUUCGCCAAUUUAGGGAAGAAAUGCGGGACGAAGUGAAAACCAGGCGAGCCGAGAUCAAGUCUCUCAGGGACGGCUUGCUGCAGUUGUCGGAGAGGGUGGACAGCUGCAGGACUCACGUCGUCGGCCUGGACGAGCGAAUGAAGGCGCUGGAGCUCAAGGCCAACCAGGGCGACGAGGCCAACGCGGCGCGUCUGGACGCGAUCGAGCGACGACUGGAGGCGGCGGAGCGUCCGGGCCCGGCGGGCGAGGGCGCGGCGUCGGUCGCGGAGCUGGAGCGGACGGUCGCGGGACUCAGGCUCGAGCUGAACGACCGGGACCAGGAGGCCCUGCUCGCGGACCUCGAGAUCGGCCAGCUCCCGGAGCAGAAGGGCGAGAACGUCCUGCACAGCGUCGCCGUGCUCGCCGCGCGCCUGGGCGUGCCGCUGGAGGAGCGCGACGUGGUGUUCGCGGAGCGCGUGGGCGCGCCGCCGGCCGAGGGCGCGCGGGCGCGGCGCGUGGUGGUGCGGCUGGCGCGCCGCCAGCUGCGCGACGAGCUGCUGCGGGCCGCGCGCACGCGCCGCGGGGUGCCGGAGGGGAGCGGCCGGGUGUUCGUGAACGAGCGCCUGACGCGCCCCAACCGCCAGCUGUUCCACCGGGCGCGCGAGGAGUGCCGCGCCCGCCAGUGGAGGUACUGCUGGACGAGGCGGGGACGUGUCUUCGUCCGCAGGAGUGAUGGCGCGCAGGUUUUCCAGUUGCGCGCGCCCGACGAUCUCGUGAGAGUGUUAGGAGCUCCGCCCAUAUGA